Schistosoma rodhaini is the source of this 2808-nucleotide messenger RNA. NCBI's taxonomy places the organism in Eukaryota, Metazoa, Platyhelminthes, Trematoda, Strigeidida, Schistosomatidae. The record is from the annotation of a GenBank genome assembly.
CCGCAUCUUGUCAGGCCGUUCAAGGUCGUUGAAGAGGACGACGGGCGGCUUUGAAAAGACCUGACUUUUCUACCGUGCCAGAUUUAAAUGAGUCACUCCUCGGGAGUAGUGUUACAGUACCCAGCUUAAGAUUGGUGAAGUCCCAUUUUACCUAGCAAAUCUUAUCCGGAUAAUAAUCAAGCUAUCUUACUGUCUAAAAUAAAGUUCUGUGAACCAUUUAGACCUAUUUGAGCAAAAUCAAAUGGUUUCUUUAUAUUCUUUACAUGAAAGUCAGAUCUCUCUUUCUGAAAUAAAAUAAAGUAAAGUAGUCUAGCUUGUCAUGCACAGGGUAGCUCGAAAAGCUAGACCUCUACUCCGUUCUGUCACAUUAAGAGGUAAUCUGAUGUUGAUGUACAGAACACUAAGAAGUGGUUUUUGACAUGCUAUAUCUUUUUUUCUACGAGAUUAGGACAACUUAGAGUGUAAUAGCCAAGAACAAACAAGAUAACUGUAGAAUAGAGGUUUGCACAAUAAGUCAUCGAUUCUUGGAACCUGUUACACGAAGAAGUGGUGUCCACCCCUUCAAUUGACUCAUUUAAGAAAAGACUAGUCACUUAAAAGCCUACUAAAAAAAGAUACACAGACCAUAUGCGUUCUGUUCUAGCAGCAAAAAUCUGGAGCUAAACCAGUGAAGCUAUGAUGUGCCUAAAAAUAUAAUUUUUUUUUUUGAACUAACACUGAGCUUCAUUUCGUUUAGGUAACUGAAUACUAUGACCCCAAGUGUUUACAUUGGUCUACAGUAAAUGUUUCAUGAACUAAAUUUAAUUCUUCCCACGUCCAGAAAGCACUCAUACACAUGCGCUUAAAAUUAUCCCUGCUUAGAAAACAGUAUGUUUCAAUUUUUGGAGAAUACAUAUGCCAGUUCAGCUGAGUUUAAAAUGCUGACGCCUAAGCACUAGUCAAUCCGUCGUCGAUAGUUCGAAGUAGAUGUAAAAAACAGGUUGUAAAGUUGUCAUUUCAUUCUGAAAAGCUCUCUUGGCAUGCACAUCCUUCGUUUAAUAAACAGGAAAACAUCCACGAUACUACGCCUUUUUCUUCCAGAAAAUGUUGUAUAGUUGUAUAUACACUGUACUCUAGUUUCGUGUUACCAUAAAUUACACCCCUCACUUCUAAAUAAAACCGUCCGGCAAGUAAAGAACAUUUGGUGGGCGUUCAUUUGUUUUAUAAUACAUAUUGUCAAUACAAAACUGAUUAACCACCAGGAAGGAUUUGGGUAUGAAAAUUCAAACUAUCUGUAUUGAUAGAUUGUCGCAGAUACUUGAGUUUUUUAUUAAGUAUCGAGGUCCAGUGUGAAAUUAUCAAAACCAGAUUAUUAAACACGAUGCAUGUCUCCGGACAGUUGUUCAGAAGUUUCGAUGACCUUUGAUCCUUAUAUUCAACAAAAAUUCGUUAGUAUCCUCAGUAUUUAACCCUCUGAAUAUCUUAUGAAUGUCUACUAGCAAAUCUAAUACCAUUUAUGUCUAGUAGAGGAUCUUAGGUUAACUAUCAUUAAUAAUCCUGUUCACAUUUCUAUCAGCUUUUCUAAUGACAUCCAAAUUUUUAGUCAGAAAUCGGGUCUUACAUGACAUGGUUCGUCUUCUGGAAAAUAUUAUCUUCAUCACAGAACAUGAAAGUACAGCAAAAAAUGUGGUCACUGUUUUCGAACAGUUUAAAAAUUCCAGUAUUAUUAUACAGCUGGAUCCUGCCAAACUCAUGGAGGAACAGUUUAUUGCAGGAUUUUGUCGACGAGGAGCUGUUACAGUUCUGCCCAUAAAACCAUUACCAGAGUUUAAUCUUUCUAUUCGAAAAUCUAUUUUAACCCUGGACAUGUCUCCAGUUGUGUACUCUGGUUUCGGAUUAUCCGCUAAAAAAGUUAAACAAGAAAAAAUACAAUUUUUCUAUCGAUUUCAAGUUGAUUUAAAAAGUUCACGAUUUCAGCGAAAUGGACCAUUACAUACGCGCCUUCGAUCAUUUUUCAAGGCUUUCACUAACCCCCUAGAAUUGGGCACUCGUAUCCCUCAACGCCUUGGAAAUCUUGGUCCUUUCUUUGUAGAUUGGUUACCAGAUUCUUCAGUCAUACAAAUAAAUGAAUCCCCUAAAAGUGAAUCCAUUGCCUCAUAUCUAAAUGACAAUAAACAUAUUGUGAUCCAACCGCAAUGUGAGGUCUUUAACUACACUGGAUCACCUAUACUAAUACCGGAACUAAUUUCAUGGGACAAACUGCCUUUAAAACAAGAAGAGAAAUCGAGCACAUGCACAGAAACAGACGAAACGUCAGAUUUUUUAAAUAUUGUAAAUAUUCGCUUAGGAUUAACAGUUUUAUCUCAUUUAGCGGCUGGAAUUUCAUUUCCUGACUCAGCCGUUUCAAAUUGUGUUCCAAGUUAUAAUCCAUGCAUAACCAAUGCAAGUCUGUCACCAAUUUAUGCACAAACUGUGGAUGAAAUUAUAUUACCUGUCUAUAAGCUGGAAAAAUUAAAGAUUAUAUAUCUAUCAGGUCUAUUUCUGGAUUGUUGUUACGAUGAACUGGAGGAUAAAAUAAAAUCAAUGUUGGUAGAAAGUCAAUGUGGGAAUGAAUUAGUUUACAUGUGCAGAUGUCCACUAAAAGUUACCACUGAUUCAGUCCAAUCAUUGAAACAGUCGGUUGAUCACUUAGGAACUCUAUUUUUAACUGGUAGAAAAAGUAUUUCAGAUUCACAAGGACCACCACUUAUUAAAAUUAGAUUUUAACAUUUUAUUUUUCCAUUCGCAUGUACAUUUUUAACGUUAUUGGUAAUAUACAUUAUAAAUUAU